Propithecus coquereli (Coquerel's sifaka) is the source of this 2677-nucleotide messenger RNA. Its product is annotated as signal transducer and activator of transcription 5A. Gene Ontology annotation, molecular function: DNA-binding transcription factor activity, RNA polymerase II-specific; RNA polymerase II cis-regulatory region sequence-specific DNA binding. The transcript has 19 exons. Bases 252 to 2633 code for a protein of 793 amino acids. Lineage: Eukaryota; Metazoa; Chordata; Mammalia; Primates; Indriidae. The record is from RefSeq and is a predicted model, not a curated record. Gene Ontology annotation, biological process: response to peptide hormone; regulation of cell population proliferation; regulation of transcription by RNA polymerase II.
GGGAGCCAGCGACCGAGGGCGGAGGCGGGGAGGGAGCGACUGAGGCUGGGAGGGGUGUUGGCGAGCGCUUCGCGCGCUGUGUAUGGUCUAUCGGAGGCAGCUGACCUUUGAGGAGGAAAUCGCUGCUCUCUGCUCCUUCCUGUAGUAACAGCCGCCGCCGCCGCCGCCAGGAGCCCGGGCCGGGAGCGAGAGCCGCGGCGCGCAGAGCCGGCCCGGCUGCCGGACCGCUCGGCCCCACCAGGUGAACGGCCAUGGCGGGCUGGAUUCAGGCCCAGCAGCUUCAGGGAGAUGCGCUGCGCCAGAUGCAGGUGCUGUACGGGCAGCACUUCCCCAUCGAGGUCCGGCACUACUUGGCACAGUGGAUUGAGAGCCAGCCAUGGGAUGCCAUUGACCUGGACAAUCCCCAGGACCAAGCCCAGGCCACCCAGCUCCUGGAGGGCCUGGUGCAAGAGCUGCAGAAGAAGGCGGAGCACCAGGUGGGGGAAGAUGGGUUUCUACUGAAGAUCAAGCUGGGGCACUACGCCACGCAGCUCCAGAACACGUAUGACCGCUGCCCCAUGGAGCUGGUCCGUUGCAUCCGGCACAUUCUGUACAAUGAACAGAGGCUGGUCCGAGAAGCCAACAAUUGCAGCUCCCCUGCUGGGAUCCUGGUUGACGCCAUGUCCCAGAAACACCUUCAGAUCAACCAGACGUUUGAGGAGCUGCGACUGGUCACGCAGGACACAGAGAAUGAGCUGAAGAAGCUGCAGCAGACACAGGAGUACUUCAUCAUCCAGUACCAGGAGAGCCUGAGGAUCCAGGCCCAGUUUGCCCAGCUGGCCCAGCUGAGCCCCCAGGAGCGUCUGAGCCGGGAGACGGCCCUCCAGCAGAAGCAGGUGUCCCUGGAGGCCUGGCUGCAGCGCGAGGCCCAGACGCUGCAGCAGUACCGCGUGGAGCUGGCCGAGAAGCACCAGAAGACCCUGCAGCUGCUGCGGAAGCAGCAGACCAUCAUUCUGGACGACGAGCUGAUCCAGUGGAAGCGGCGGCAGCAGCUGGCCGGGAACGGCGGGCCCCCCGAGGGCAGCCUGGACGUGCUGCAGUCCUGGUGUGAGAAGUUGGCCGAGAUCAUCUGGCAGAACCGGCAGCAGAUCCGCAGGGCUGAGCACCUCUGCCAGCAGCUGCCCAUCCCCGGGCCAGUGGAGGAGAUGCUGGCCGAGGUCAAUGCCACCAUCACAGACAUCAUCUCAGCCCUGGUGACCAGCACGUUCAUCAUCGAGAAGCAGCCCCCUCAGGUCCUGAAGACCCAGACCAAGUUCGCCGCCACCGUGCGCCUGCUGGUGGGCGGGAAGCUGAAUGUGCACAUGAACCCCCCGCAGGUGAAGGCCACCAUCAUCAGCGAGCAGCAGGCCAAGUCCCUGCUCAAGAACGAGAACACCCGCAACGAGUGCAGCGGGGAGAUCCUGAACAACUGCUGCGUGAUGGAGUAUCACCAAGCCACGGGCACCCUCAGCGCCCACUUCAGGAACAUGUCGCUGAAGAGGAUCAAGCGUGCUGACCGGCGGGGCGCGGAGUCCGUGACAGAGGAGAAGUUCACUGUCCUGUUUGAGUCUCAGUUCAGUGUUGGCAGCAAUGAGCUUGUGUUCCAGGUCAAGACUCUGUCCCUACCAGUGGUUGUCAUCGUCCACGGCAGCCAGGACCACAAUGCCACGGCCACCGUGCUGUGGGACAACGCCUUUGCUGAGCCGGGCAGGGUGCCAUUCGCCGUGCCUGACAAAGUGCUGUGGCCGCAGCUGUGUGAGGCGCUCAACAUGAAAUUCAAGGCCGAAGUGCAGAGCAACCGGGGCCUGACCAAGGAGAACCUCGUGUUCCUGGCGCAGAAACUGUUCAACAACAGCAGCAGCCACCUCGAGGACUACAGCAACAUGUCCGUGUCCUGGUCCCAGUUCAACAGGGAGAACUUGCCAGGCUGGAACUACACCUUCUGGCAGUGGUUCGACGGGGUGAUGGAGGUGCUGAAGAAGCACCACAAACCCCACUGGAAUGACGGGGCCAUCCUCGGUUUUGUCAAUAAGCAGCAGGCCCAUGACCUGCUCAUCAACAAGCCUGAUGGGACCUUCUUGCUGCGCUUCAGCGACUCAGAAAUUGGGGGCAUCACUAUUGCCUGGAAGUUUGACUCCCCGGACCGCAACCUGUGGAACCUGAAACCGUUCACCACUCGGGAUUUCUCCAUCAGGUCCCUGGCUGACCGGCUGGGGGACCUGAGCUAUCUCAUCUACGUGUUUCCCGACCGCCCCAAGGAUGAGGUCUUCUCCAAGUACUACACUCCUGUGCUCGGUAAAGCAGGUGACGGAUACGUGAAGCCACAGAUCAAGCAAGUGGUCCCUGAGUUUGUGAACGUGUCUGCAGACGCCGGGGCCAGCGCCACGUACAUGGACCAUGCGCCCUCCCCAUCUGUGUGCCCCCAGCCUCACUAUAACAUGUACCCACCGAACCCUGACCCUGUCCUUGAGCAGGACGGAGAAUUUGACCUGGACGAGAGCAUGGAUGUAGCGCGGCACGUGGAGGAGCUCUUGCGCCGACCCAUAGACAAUCUUGGCCCUCGCCUCUCCCCGCCUGCUGUUCUCUUCACUCCUGCCAGAGGCUCCCUCUCCUGAAUGUUCGAAUCCCACGCUUCCCUUGGGAAACGAUAUUCAAUGUG